AUGCCUAUAAGGCAGCAAAAAGGCAUUGAAAAGACUCCAAAGAAUACUUUUUUUCCAAAACUUAUAUUUUUCAGCUAUCAUGGAACCUCUGAUCUCCAACUCGAACGGAUGAAUGUUUAUUUCAACGAGGCAUCUGGUGGGAAAUACGUGCCUCGUGCAGUACUGGUUGAUUUAGAGCCCGGUACAAUGGAUGCAGUACGUUCUGGGCCAUUUGGGAACCUGUUUCGACCAGAUAAUUUUAUUUUUGGUCAAUCAGGUGCAGGAAAUAACUGGGCAAAAGGGCAUUAUACAGAGGGAGCGGAAUUGGUAGAUACUGUGUUAGAUGUAGUUCGUCGGGAAGCCGAAGCAUGUGAUUGCUUGCAAGGAUUCCAGAUUACACAUUCAUUAGGUGGUGGAACGGGUGCAGGCAUGGGAACUUUGCUAAUUUCGAAAAUUCGAGAGGAAUAUCCGGAUCGGAUGAUGGCAACGUUUUCAGUGGUUCCCUCACCAAAAGUUUCCGAUACAGUUGUAGAGCCAUAUAAUGCAACAUUAUCAGUGCAUCAAUUAGUUGAAAAUUCCGAUGAAACAUUCUGUAUCGACAAUGAAGCAUUAUAUGAUAUUUGUAUGCGUACAUUGAAAUUGCCGGAUCCAGGAUAUGGUGAUUUGAAUCAUCUUGUCUCGGCAGUAAUGAGUGGUAUUACAACUUGUCUUCGAUUUCCUGGACAACUCAACUCGGAUUUGCGUAAAUUGGCCGUUAAUAUGGUGCCGUUUCCUCGUUUGCACUUUUUCAUGGUUGGGUUUGCUCCAUUAACAAGCAAGGGAUCACAUUCAUUUCGGUCAUUGACAGUUCCUGAAUUGACUCAGCAAAUGUUUGAUGCAAAGAAUAUGAUGGCAGCAUCGGAUCCGAGACAUGGUCGCUAUUUAACUGUUGCAGCGAUUUUCCGCGGUACUGUUUCCAUGAAGGAGGUUGAAGAUCAAAUGCAUAAUGUUCAGCAGAAGAACUCUUCAUAUUUUGUUGAAUGGAUUCCAAACAAUGUGCAAACCGCGCUAUGUUCUAUUCCACCACGUGGUCUCAAAAUGUCAUCAACGUUUAUUGGCAAUUCAACAUCUAUUCAGGAACUAUUUAAACGUGUGGGCGACCAAUUUGCUGCAAUGUUUCGACGCAAAGCUUUCUUACAUUGGUACACUGGUGAAGGAAUGGAUGAAAUGGAGUUUACAGAGGCUGAAUCUAACAUGAAUGACUUGGUAAGCGAGUAUCAACAAUACGAAACAGUAGGUAUUGAUGAUGAUGAUGCUGAACUUGAAGAAGAAGUAGAAAUUGUUACUCCUAUUUUUACUUAUUUUUCCCAUUCUAGACAGCCAUAUACUUCAUUUUCUCAAGUCCUUGUAUUUUUUUGA
This is a messenger RNA of Pneumocystis jirovecii RU7, 1377 nucleotides long. Its product is annotated as tubulin beta chain. Gene Ontology annotation, biological process: mitotic cell cycle; microtubule cytoskeleton organization. Gene Ontology annotation, cellular component: cytoplasm; microtubule. Gene Ontology annotation, molecular function: GTPase activity; structural constituent of cytoskeleton; GTP binding. The record is from RefSeq and is a predicted model, not a curated record. Bases 1 to 1377 code for a protein of 458 amino acids. Lineage: Eukaryota; Fungi; Ascomycota; Pneumocystomycetes; Pneumocystales; Pneumocystaceae. The transcript is spliced from 7 exons.